Molecule: messenger RNA, 1244 nt
Organism: Chironomus riparius
Lineage: Eukaryota; Metazoa; Arthropoda; Insecta; Diptera; Chironomidae
Source: the annotation of a GenBank genome assembly
GCUAAUCUUUUUUCGAAAACGUAAUCUCAAAUAGGAAUAAUUUUUUACUUAUUCUUUGCUCUUUUAAAAAUAUGGACGAGGCAAAAAAACCUUUUUUAAUUGGAGUCGCAGGAGGUACAGCUUCUGGAAAAUCGACUGUCUGUAAGAGAAUUAUUGAAAAGCUAGGACAGGCAGAUAUUAAUGAACGACAAAGACAGGUUGUUUCUAUUAGUCAGGAUAGCUUCUAUCGUGAACUAUCGGAUGCUGAGAAAGUUAAAGCGCAAAAUGGCAAGUUUAACUUCGAUCAUCCACAAGCAUUUGAUGAAAAACUAAUGUACAGCACAAUGCAGGACAUAUUGCAAGGAAAAAAAGUUACAAUCAAUUCCUACAAUUAUCGUACAAACUCAUUGUCUCCAGAAGAUCAAAUUACAAUAUAUCCAGCUGACGUUGUUAUAUUUGAAGGAAUUUUAGUAUUUUACUUCCCAGAAAUUAGAGAUCUCUUCCAUAUGAAGCUAUUUGUUGAUACAGACAGUGAUACUAGAUUAGCUCGUCGCGUUCCAAGGGAUAUUAAGGAACGUGGAAGAGAUUUAGAUCAAGUAUUGAAUCAAUACAUGAUGUUUGUGAAGCCAGCGUUUGAGGAAUUUUGCUCACCCACAAAGAAAUAUGCUGAUGUAAUAAUUCCGAGAGGCGCAGACAAUACUGUUGCUAUAAACCUGAUUGUUCAUCAUGUGCAAGAACUCUUACAUCCAAGCACUGGAACAAACGGAAUGAACGGCCAUUACAAUAAUGGAUCUAUGUAUUUGUAAUCAAUCACAGAUUAUGAUGGGUGCUAAAAAUGAACAGAUGAACUUACUACAACGAUUACGCCAUGAUUCCAUCACAUUUUAUAUACAAAAAGAAUGAUUUUUUUAAGAUUCCAAAAGUGAAAAAUAAGAAAAAUAAGAAUUAACAAUUUUAGAGCACAAAAUUUGUGUAUUUGCAUUCCUCAAAAUGUUAGAUAUUUUAGAGACAGACAUAGCACAUACAAAAUUUGGAUUUACAUUCCUUUUCAAAAGCAAAAACAGUUUAAUUAAAGUUUCCGAGCUAAAGUGUCACUUUUUAUACCUCUUAAUCAUUUAUAGCAGCAAAAUUACUUACUUGUGUCUAAUGAUUUUUUUUAUAUAUCUCAUACGUAUAUGUCUAUGUGCCACAUAAUUGUAAUACUAAUGUUACUUAAUCGAAAUGUUUUGUAUUGAUUUUUUAAAAAUAAUGAACAGAGCCUUUUC